AUAGCAACCGGAGGCUUCUAAACAACGUGCCCUGGCGCCCCAGCCUCCAGGUCCGACUGCCCUCGGUGAUCCGGGCCUGGCGAGUCUCCGCCUGGGUUCUCCCGCUCCCCUGGGCUGCUGACGCCUGCCUGCCGCCAUGGCAGAAUUGGGCCUAAAUGAGCACCAUCAAAAUGAAGUUAUUAAUUAUAUGCGUUUUGCUCGUUCAAAGAGGGGCUUGAGACUCAAAACUGUAGAUUCCUGCUUCCAAGACCUCCAGGAGAGCAGGCUGGUGGAGGAGACCUUCACCGCAGACGAAGUCUCGGAAGUCCUGAACGGGUUGCAGGCUGUGGUCCACAGCGAGGUGGAGUCUGAGCUCAUCAACACAGCCUAUACCAAUGUGCUGCUCCUGCGGCAGCUGUUCUCACAGGCUGAGAAGUGGUACCUCAAGCUACAAACAGAUAUCUCUGAACUUGAAAACAGAGAAUUAUUAGAACAAGUUGCAGAAUUUGAAAAAGCAGAAUUUACAUCUUCAAAUAAAAAGCCCAUCAUAGAUAUCAUAAAGCCAAAACUUGCUCCACUUAAUGAAGGUGGAACAGCAGAACUCCUAAACAAGGAAAUCUUAAGACUUCAAGAAGAGAAUGAGAAAUUGAAGUCAAGGCUGAAGACUAUUGAAAUACAGGCAACAGAGGCAUUGAAUGAGAAGUCAAAACUAGAAAAAGCACUGCAAGAUUUACAGCUUGAUCAAGGAAACCAAAAGGAUUUUAUAAAGGCCCAAGACUUGAGUGACUUAGAAAACACCGUUGCUACCUUGAAGAGUGAGUUUGAGAAGACACUGAAUGACAAGACAGAAAACCAGAAGUCCUUGGAGGAGAAGCUCGUGACAGCCAAGCAUGACCUACUCAGAGUUCAGGAGCAGCUGAGCCUGGCUGAGAAGGAAUUAGAGAAGAAAUUCCAACAAACAGCAGCUUAUCGAAACAUGAAAGAGAUUCUGACCAGGAAGAACGACCAAAUCAAAGACCUGAGGAAAAGACUGGCAAAGUAUGAAUCUGAAGACUGAAAAGAUUUCACCUGGAAGCUGCCACAGCAUGACAGGACAAGCUGUUGUCACCUCAGGCAUGUAUUCCGAAGCAGUUUAUUAAUUCCCUCUCUUAUUUUUCUAAUAUUUAGACUUUGCUUCUAAAAUUUAGAACUAGAGUUUCUAUUUCGGUUACCUAACUGAGAAGAUAGAAAGCCUGCUGACUGAUUCUGGCCGCUCACCCCACACUCCUCUCUGCCGCGUGUCGCAGUCUCGGUUCAGACGCAGUGAGGGUUCUUCAUAGUGAGAAGAGCGCCAGUGGGGAGAACAGUCAUAGUCUUUGGCGUUAGUAUCAAGAGUAUACGUUUGUAAUAAGUGUUAAAGCUGGCAUUGUCUACACUUGUGCAUUCCCCAGGGUAAAAAUAAAUGUACUGUUAUUAAAGAUAGUUACUAUGAAUAAACCUUAUUUUUAAAAAUGAAA
Messenger RNA from Equus caballus (horse), 1475 nucleotides. RefSeq names its product leucine zipper transcription factor like 1 (gene LZTFL1). Gene Ontology annotation, biological process: negative regulation of protein localization to cilium. The record is from RefSeq and is a predicted model, not a curated record. NCBI's taxonomy places the organism in Eukaryota, Metazoa, Chordata, Mammalia, Perissodactyla, Equidae. Gene Ontology annotation, cellular component: cytoplasm.